This is a messenger RNA of Hirsutella rhossiliensis, 513 nucleotides long. Its product is annotated as beta-1,3-glucanase domain-containing protein. The record is from RefSeq and is a predicted model, not a curated record. NCBI's taxonomy places the organism in Eukaryota, Fungi, Ascomycota, Sordariomycetes, Hypocreales, Ophiocordycipitaceae. The transcript has a single exon. The coding region runs from base 1 to 513 and encodes 170 amino acids.
AUGCUGCACCCGGGCCUCUUCGACGGCUUCUACCAGCCAUACGUGGACGCGGUGUGGGCCAAGUACAGCAAGGAGGACUUGACCGUGGACACGCAGUCCAUCUGGGGCCAGGUCAAGGGCCGCGUCGAGGCGGGCGAGAAGCUGACGUUUGGCGCCGUCUCCUUUGGGACGAGCGACGUCUUCAGCUGCAGCACGGGCCCGUUUGUGGGCGGCCCGGGCGUGACGGGCGAGCAGCUCAACAUCGGGGCGCGGCUGGCGGCGGCGCUGAACCGCUCGACGCUGCUCGACAACGCGCAGCAGCCCGAGGGCGAAAAGGUCAAGCUGUACUACGGCCACGCCGUCACCAAUCAUUACGCCCGCGCCUGCCACGAGACGAGCGUCGGCGGCCGCGGCUAUGCGUUUCCCUAUGACGACGUCGGCGCCUCCCGCGACCAGCCGGACCAGUCGGGCUUUGUCAACGCUCCCAACCCGAGGGAGCUGACCAUUGGCGUCGGGAAGCCCCUGGACGGCUGA